UCUUCAGCUUUUCUUUCAUAUUUUUUUUUCUCUGUUUAUCAGCCAGAGUGAAAGUAAUAAAUCUUUGCCACUAGCCAGCCAUUAUUAUUAGCCUCUGCUUCAGGGUCUAUUAAUAUUCGGAAUAGUGAGAAAAUCUCCGCUCCAGAUAACAGGUGCAAGGCUGGAAAAAUUUCACCCCAUAACUGACCUAUAAUCAUUGUUGGUUAUAAUCAACAUUUAUAAUCAGUCAUAACUGAUCAAUUGGACGAGACGAUGGCUGGAUGGAUGCGAGCAGGGACUCUGUGGAUGGUGAUUUUCUGUUUGGGUGGUGCGCAGUCCGAGGAUAAACAAAAAUGCAAAGUUACGUCCGAUCGGCUAGUGUCUAACUCCAGCAGCAAAGCAUCUAUCCCCUGUCCCUCCCGCGAUACCAACUACACAGAACAGAAGUACCAUCUCUUUCUCAACAACAGUCUCAUCUACACUGUGGAGCUAAAUAAGAAGGAGCACUCUGUUUUUGAUGGAGAGGUUUGGUUCAACAGUGGACACUAUUCCAACAAUUUUCAAGUCAGAGCCAAUGGAGGCGGACAGUAUCAGUGCAACAUUGAGAAUCUCUUUCCUCCUCCACACAAAGAGGAAUGUCAGACCACUGAAGUGGUGGUUGUGGAAGAUUCACCAGACAGUGGUCACCUACCCACUCAGAGCUCGCCAGAGGGUUCUCUGUCAACCGUGCUACUGUUAGUUGCAUGUGGAGUCCUGAUGAUUUACAGCCUAUCUAUAACCUGCAUUGCUUUUAAUCUAUGGAGGAAGUUGAAGCAUGAGGAAGAGCUCCAGAAUGACUACAUGAACACCAAACCAGGAGAGUUCAGUAGACCCCGCAAAGUCUAAUUACAACACUGUCAGACCCAGGUUUUUGGGGGGAUCCCAGACUGUUUCUUGCACCAUGUGGAGCCAUUCGAUUCCAGUUAUUUAAUUUUCAAGAAGUUAGCAUCAUGAAAGUAUAAUCAAGGGUAACUAUUUUAAAUAAAGAUUUAGGAAAUACGCCCCCGUUCUGUUAAAAGAAGGGUUGUGGUAGGAUGUCCUCCGAGCAACUGGAAGAAAUUCGUGAUAAUGUGUUUUUAUGUAUUGUUAUUUUUUUCCAUGGACCUUUGUAAAAUGUUACAAUUCAGUUUGUUUUACAUACUUAAUAUUUGGUCAUUUGACUCUUACUGAAUAAAUAACACUGUUGUAAUUAUUAUUAUUAUUCCCUUUCAAAGAAAGAAUGUCUGUCUUGUAACAAUUAUUAGUAAUAAUAUAUGAUACA
Messenger RNA from Lampris incognitus (smalleye Pacific opah), 1279 nucleotides. Its product is annotated as T-cell-specific surface glycoprotein CD28-like. Gene Ontology annotation, biological process: regulation of T cell proliferation; T cell receptor signaling pathway. Bases 253 to 864 code for a protein of 203 amino acids. NCBI's taxonomy places the organism in Eukaryota, Metazoa, Chordata, Actinopteri, Lampriformes, Lampridae. Gene Ontology annotation, cellular component: external side of plasma membrane. The record is from RefSeq and is a predicted model, not a curated record. The transcript is spliced from 5 exons.